AUGGAUGAUAGCAUCAUGAUUGAUCUUGCAGCUGCAUUGACAAAGAAAGGGAUGAGUGCGUUUCGCUUUGAUUUCAGUGGAAAUGGAGAAAGUGAAGGUGAAUUCCAGUAUGGCAACUACAAGAAGGAGGCCGCUGACUUGCACUCUGUUGUCUUGUAUCUUCGCCAGGAAAAGUACGAUGUAGCAGCAAUUGUUGGUCACAGCAAAGGUGGAGAUGUGAUGGUUCUAUAUGCCUCUAUCUACAACGAUGUCCCCAUGGUGAUUAACCUUUCUGGUCGGUUUAAUUUGGAGAAAGGCAUUGAAGAGCGCCUAGGCAAAGAGUUUAUGGAUAGAAUAAACAAAGAAGGCUACAUUGAUGUCACAAACAAAUCAGGAGAGGUUUUGUACAGAGUAACCAAAGAGAGCUUGAUGGAACGACUGGGCAGUGAUAUGCACGCAGCAAGCCUUUCCAUCAGCAAAGAGUGCAGGUUCUUUACAAUUCAUGGUUCAGCUGACGAGAUCAUACCCGUGGAAGAUGCAUACGAGUUUGCAAAGCUUAUAUCAAACCAUAAGCUGCGUGUCAUUGAGGGAGCAAAUCACUGCUACACUGCUCACCGUAGAGAACUUUCUGAUGCCGUAGUAGACGCCAUCACAUCCAGCAGGGGAGACCACAUCCUAGAGCAGAUGCAGAACGGCGUCCUCAUCCAGCCUGCCAUGCCACUCAUCUCAUCACCUCCAGUCACCUCACGUUAUAUCAUAAAAGGCUUAGAUUAG
This is a messenger RNA of Miscanthus lutarioriparius, 753 nucleotides long. NCBI's taxonomy places the organism in Eukaryota, Viridiplantae, Streptophyta, Magnoliopsida, Poales, Poaceae. The record is from the annotation of a GenBank genome assembly.